Molecule: messenger RNA, 6175 nt
Organism: Sinocyclocheilus rhinocerous
Lineage: Eukaryota; Metazoa; Chordata; Actinopteri; Cypriniformes; Cyprinidae
Product: receptor-type tyrosine-protein phosphatase eta-like
Exons: 29
Coding region: 164-5098 (1644 amino acids)
Biological process (GO): peptidyl-tyrosine dephosphorylation involved in inactivation of protein kinase activity
Cellular component (GO): signaling receptor complex
Molecular function (GO): protein tyrosine phosphatase activity; protein binding
Source: RefSeq, a predicted model, not a curated record
GAGAAAAGUUCAGGAGCACCUGAAGCAGGAAUGAGCAGCAUCGCACCUCAGCGGCGUUUUCAUCUUGCACGAUAGAAACAGUUUUUCUAGAGAACAAAGACACUGAGAAAUUAACCAAAUUAUGAAAUGACAUAAACCUUCUGGUUUGUUAUUUUUUGCCACUAUGGGACAACAUUAUUUACUUCAGGCCAGUGUCUUCCGUGCGACUGUAUUGUUUGCUGUGCUCGUCUCGAUCCCUCGUGGGCACUCUGACUGUGCAGUGUGCCAAUACAAGAUAAACCCCACAACGUCAGACAUCACUAUGUUUGUAGGAGACAGCUCCUACUGCAUUGUCCAGAACACUAGCAUUACAAGCGCUCAGAAUAGCAUCACAGUGACUGGACUGCAGCCUGGAAACACAUAUUUCUUCAAGAUCAACUGCUCAGAUGUGUGCUGCGGAAACUUCUCCACCAAUUCUUCCAGCAAUCUGACUAUCACGCAGCUCAAAUCCUCAGUGUAUCUAAACUGGACAGGCCAGUUAUCACUGACCAAUCAGUCUUUUACGCUCCGCCCUGAGCCUGUUAGUAACCUGUCUGUGCACUCCAUCACUGUGAGCUCAGUGAACCUGAGCUGGAUACUUCCAAAUGGCAUCAGCCCCUAUUAUAGAGUAGCUUGGGGAGUAAACCUGCUUCUCACUACUAACCAAACCUCCAUGCAAAUCUCACAACUUGCACCCGGCGUUAAAUACUCCUUCAGCGUCACCUCAGUGGCCUCUGAUAACCGCACUGAGGGGCAUGCUGCUGAAAUAUCCCAAAACACAAGUCCAGCACAAGUAGAGAAUACCACUGUGCUGAAUUCCAGUAACAGUAGUUUGACCCUGGGCUGGGCAGUCCCUCUUGGUCACGUGGACUCAUAUAUGGUGAACGUAUCUGGUGCCGAGCUGAACACAUCCCUCUUCCAGACCACCCCCACCAACUCUUUAGUCAUCAGUAACCUCAUGGCAGGACGUGUUUACAACCUCACUGUGACCACCAUCAGUGGAGUCCUGAAGAACAGCUCUAACAUUGUGCUGGUUGCCACUAAGCCUAACCCGCCUGAAGCUGUCCAAGUGAGUGGUCAGACAAAUGUAUCUAUUACUUUGCUGUGGUUGAAACCCUUAUCAAUGGAUGGAGUCACUGUGUCCUAUGAAGUGUCAUAUAGAUCUAACCAGUCAGGGGUCAACCAACUUUUGAAUCAUACCAACUCUUUAAACACGACGCUCACAAAUUUAUUACCCAGCAGUCAGUACGACAUCACUGUGGUCACCAUAGGCGUAAAAGAUCUCAGGAGCUCAUAUGUAAACCUCACUGCAUAUGCAGCUCCUAAUGCAGUGCAAAAUCUGGCUGUUUCUGCUGUCAGCACCAAUUCAGUCAAUCUGACCUGGCUACCCCCUAAUGGGACCCUCAGCCUGUUCUCCUACAGUGUCAACAUCACUUCACCUGAUCAGACUCUCAGUACCACAUCCAACAAUUAUCAGAUUACUCAGUUGCAGCCUGGGACUCAGUAUAAUUGCAGCGUCAGAGCACUCAUAAUAGCUGCCAACAUAUUUGGACCCUCACAGAUCAUACAGUGUAAUACCAAACCACUGCCAGUGACUAAUUUAACAGCCUCUCCUGUUGGCACCACUGAGAUGCGCCUUUCAUGGUCUCGUCAGAGUGACUACAAAUCUUCAUAUCAGUAUAAUGUGAGUGUAAAUGGUGAACAAUGGAUACAGAGUAUCAAUGAGACCAUAAAUGUCGUUAAUCUGACCCCUGGGAACAACUACACCUUUACUGUGCGAACUGUAGAAAAUGGCAUGAGCUCUGAAUCUGUAGCCAUCUCUGCAUUUACAGGGCUUGGUAAAGCAUCGAAUAUUUCUGCGGUUGGCACUACUCAGAGUAUGAGAGUGGAGUGGAGACCGCCUGAUGGCAUUGUGAGUCUCUACAACGUCAAAAUCUUGUUGAACGGAACCGUUUUAAAGAUGGAAAACCGAACGAAUGAGACAACCGUGGUGUUCUCAGACCUGCUACCUGGAACUCAGUACAAUGUCAUUGUGACAAGUAUCAGUGGACCCAUAAAGCAGGACAGCAAUAGUGUAUCCAAUGCCACCUUGCCUACUCCUCCUGGCGAGUUUGUGACAGUGCAAAGCACAAACUCACUGAAUAUCAGCUGGGCUCGACCACUUAACAUGAGCUCCGUAUCACACUAUUUCCAGUUGUCAUACAGCAACAGCAUGCUGAACUGCACUCAAAACUACAGCUCUCUGACGGGCCUCAAUGCAGGUGUCCAGUACAACAUCACUGUGAGAACUGUAGGUGCAAUGGGAUAUUUCAGCUCUCCUCAGUAUCUCACUGCAUAUACAAAUCCUAAUGCCGUAACUGAUGUGAGAUUGAAUGGAUACACUGAGACCAGUAUAACUCUGAGCUGGCUGCAGCAUGAUGUUCAGCAAUCCGGUUACUCCUACCUGCUCAUCUUCACACACCCUAAUGGCACAGUUGACCAGAAGACUGUAAAUAACGCCAGAGCACAGCUACUGUCACUGCAGUCAGCUAGUCAAUACAAUAUCAGCAUUAUCACACAGACAGCUGGCGGCACCAAGUCUUAUCCCCAGUUUAUAACCGCCUGCAGUAAGCCGUUUCCAGUUUCCUCUGUAAAAUACGAUGUUCUGAAUGUUUCUUCUGUGAAGCUGAGCUGGUCCCGUCCUCAGGAGUACCACAAUGGCUUUUCCUACCAAGUAUUAGUGUCCAACUGCACAGAAAAUAGUAGGAACUUGUCGACUUUCUCUGAAAACAUCAUAGUGCCAGACUUGCAGCCUGGCACCCUGUGUCAGUUCAGUCUAUAUAGUUUGGCCUGCGGCAUUCUGGGAGAACCAGUGAACGUCUCUGUCUUCACAAAGCCCUCUACAGUGAUUCCACAACUAGAUAAUCAAGGCUGUAACCACUCACUUUUGGUGACGUGGGAUCAUCCUGUUGGUGGGCUAGACAUGUACAUUCUGAACAUCAGCAGUGAAGGAUGGAGCAGCUCUAAAGUUCUCAAUAGCACUGAACACAAUCACACCUUCAGUCAACUAAAAGCAGCAACUGUCUUCACAGUCACACUCACGACUGUCAAAGCAGCCUUCCGGGAAACAUCUCAUUCAGUAAACAUGGCAACUUAUCCAAACAGACCGGGAGAGAUUAAGAUUUUGUUGAAGAGCAAUCAUUCAGUGUGGUUUCAGUGGGAUGAAGCUGAGAACAUGUCAGCUGGCAGCUUCAACUAUAGCCUGACCUGUUGGUUGAGCUAUAACACCAGUCAAUAUCUCACUCCUAACAACACUUUCCUUUUGGACGGCUUGCGAUCUGGAACAUCCUAUAAUGUUUCUGUGGCUACUGUAGGCCCGAUGGGUUUCCAGAGUGAAUCUAUCAGAGUUCAUGUAACCACCAAGCCUGAUCCUGUCCAAAACCUACAACUUGGUUCCAUAACAACAAAUAACAUCUCUGUAAUUUGGGCAAAAGUGGAAGGGGUCCCGAAAUAUGUAAUAAGAGUGUACAGUGAGAAGGUAGAGAACAAAUUGACCAGUACAAAUAACAGCAUGACCAUAUACAAUCUGAUGCCUUCAACACUCUAUAACAUCAGUGUGCAGAGCAGCACUUCUGACAACACAGAAGGAGAAGCUGUGUGCCUGCAAGCAUGCACAGAUGCAGCUCCAGUGGAGAGUGUGACCUGUACGGGUCCUGAUUUAACCUUUCCAAUGCUAACCCUCUCAUGGAGCCCUCCUCCUGGAAAUAACCAGGGCUUUGAAGUUAAGCUGAACUCCUCCAACUCAGAAAAGACCUUCAGUCUAAACCACACCUUCACUGGACUCAGGUUUAACACUCUGUACAAAGUCAUGCUCUGGACAAUUGGUUGUGGGAAGAAAAGCACUGUGGAAUCAAUCACCUGUAUGACUGGAAUCACAAAACCUGUUGUACCUAAAAUAACAGCAGUGAGUGUAUCUGAGCUACAAUACAACAAGUUUACUUUGAAUCUUCAGUCGGACAUCUUUAAUGACUCGAACGGUCCAGUGCUGUAUUAUGGUGUGCUUGUCUACUCCGGCACUAUUGUUCUGAAGCAAAGAAAAGAUGAUUCUACUAGUGUUCCUAUCCACUCUAUAAGAAACAAAGUGAGUGAUCCAAUAAAGGUGGAGGAUUAUGAGGCUUACUAUAGGAGGCAAAGAGCUGAUUCCUUUUGUGGAUUUGCUGAAGAAUUUGAGGAUCUAAGGCCAGUUGGGAUAAAUCAGCUGAAGACUGUUGCUCAGGCCCCUGAAAACAAAGCCAAGAAUCGUUAUAACAAUGUGCUGCCAUAUGAUUCAUCUCGUGUCAAGCUCUCUGUGCUCAGCAGCCCAUUUGAUGACUACAUCAAUGCCAGCUACAUGCCUGGUUACACUUCAAAGAAGGAGUUUAUCGCAGCCCAAGGGCCACUGCCCUGCACUGUCGAUGACUUCUGGAGACUGAUCUGGGAGAAAAACGUCCACACUAUUGUCAUGCUCACCAAAUGCAAUGAGCAAGGACGGGUAAAAUGUGAGGAAUACUGGCCAGCAGAAACAAAACAUUUUCACAAUCUGACAGUGACGAAUACUUCCGAGAUCACAUUGGAAGAUUGGACUUUACGUGACUUUGAAGUGAAAAAUGUGAAAACAGCAGAGUCUCGAUCAGUUCGUCACUUCCAUUUCACUGCGUGGCCAGACCAUGGAGUUCCUGAGACCACUGAGCUUCUCAUCAACUUCAGACACCUGGUCCGAGAACACAUGGACCAGUACUCAAGACAUUCACCCACACUUGUGCACUGCAGUGCUGGUGUGGGCCGGACGGGAACCUUCAUCGCCAUUGAUCGUUUAAUCUUUCAGAUUGAGCGGGAUGGUGUAGUAGAUGUAUAUGGGAUCAUCCACGAUUUACGCAUGCACAGACCACUCAUGGUUCAAACAGAGGAUCAAUAUGUGUUUCUUAACCAGUGCUCCAUGGACAUCAUCAAGUCUCGGACUGGCAACAAUGUAGAUUUGAUUUACCAGAACACAGCUGCACUCACUAUUUAUGAGAACUUUGAACCCUUAAAAAAAGCCAAAAAUGGCUACCAUAAGGCCUGACCGUCUACCUUGAAUAAUUCGCUGCACUGCUGUAAAAGAAACUUUUUUUUCUUUUAUCUUUUUAAAUGGAGUUUUAUUUAAAGAGGAAAAACAAAAAUAUAUUUAUUAAGUUUGUUUAUAGAGGUAUAAAAGUAUGCAGAAAUAUUUGUACAUUUUGUUAAUCAAGUUUUUCAGUUUUAGAAAUGUAGCUGCAGGGAUGUUUUGUGAGUUUUCAUAGAAUAAAGCUGAUAAUGUUUCAAUAAUGUAAUAUGACUUCAUAAAAAUGGCAUUUCCUCAGACAUACUGUAGGCUACAGGUGAAAUGAAGACAAGCGUGAACAGAAAUAUAGAAAUGUGAACAUGUCACAUGGGACUUCACCAUUAGACAAUAGUGCGUUGCUACAUCACUACAGCAGUAGUGAAGACAAAAUGGGUUUUCAAAACACCUCUUCUGUGAUUUAACAUAGCAACUAACCUUGGUAUGAGCCAGUAGGCUGGUAAAUUGUUGACAAUGUGCAGUGACAUUAUCCAUUGAGGGAUAUGCUGUAGGUUGCGUCUGAGCUGUUGUGCCAGGUUGCUGUUCUCAGGUCUGUGUACUGUUUUUAAUAUAUCUAUUAUUUCCGGAUGUCACAAGCCAAAGGUCGACCUUAAAUGGACCGUAAGGACAAUACGUUAGCAUUGAACAGUUCCAAUCUCUUUGGUAUUCUCUUCAAUUGUUUAUUUUCAGUAAAGAGACAUGCUGUCCUGUCUCUUCCUGGUUUGUAAAUGUUUUUGUUUUCCUUUUAGAAUGAGGUCAGUGAAUGUUUAGUAUAUGCCUACUGAUGUAAUUUAUUACAAAAAGAUUUUAACAGAGUGUGACUCUGUACCGUGUGUGCACUUAAACUGUUAUAUUUGUACAUAAUAUAUUUUGUUCAGACUGAACUUCCAACUAUUUUUUUUUCACAGUGUUGUUCCAGGGACUUUUUGCUUGUGUGGUUUUAACAUUCUGCAAUUUUCUGCACAGAUUUUUUUAAUGGUUUAUUGAUACUCUGCUGGUCAUGAUAAAGAACCAUACAGAUGAACAUUGAACUCUGUAAUAUAUUAAGAUUAAAAAAGCUGC